Messenger RNA from Macrobrachium nipponense, 318 nucleotides. RefSeq names its product serine/threonine-protein kinase greatwall-like. Gene Ontology annotation, molecular function: protein serine/threonine kinase activity; ATP binding. The transcript is spliced from 4 exons. NCBI's taxonomy places the organism in Eukaryota, Metazoa, Arthropoda, Malacostraca, Decapoda, Palaemonidae. The coding region runs from base 25 to 318 and encodes 97 amino acids. Gene Ontology annotation, biological process: intracellular signal transduction; peptidyl-serine phosphorylation. The record is from RefSeq and is a predicted model, not a curated record.
UUACUGAUAAUUUCAUAUUUUCAGAUGCCAGGGAUUGAAGCAUUCCAGUUUAUCAAGCCUAUUAGUCGUGGUGCUUUUGGGAAAGUGUUUUUGGGCUGCAAGAAAGAUAAUCCCUCUCAGCUGUAUGCCAUUAAAGUGGUGAAGAAGUCAGACAUAGUUAACAAGAAUAUGGUAGAACAAGUCAUCACAGAGAGAGAUGCCUUGGCCCGAACUAAAAGUCCCUUUUGCGUGCAACUCUAUUAUUCCUUGCAAACUGUUUGCAAUGUCUAUCUGGAGAAUUCUGUGGCACAAGCACGGUCAUUCAUUGAAGCUUGGUAA